AUGGGUAAAGAUGAUGUGGACUGCGCUUGUUACAUGGCUGAUAGUCCAAGUACCACUGAGAUCAACUGUCAACAUGCUUGCCAAGAUUCAUGUGUACAGUCAUGUGUGGAUAUUAAUCAGCCAUUAGACCAUUGUCGGCUAGCUUGCUCAACAACAUGCUCCAAUAUAUGUUCUAAACCAGAACAGGCAAAUAUUGCCUACGAAGCUAAUAAGCAGCAAAGCCAAACGUAUUCUAAAAUUACCCAACAAAUAGUCCCGUCAAAACAGUGGCAAAGUCAAGAACAGCUGCAGCAAAUAACGAUAAAAUCAAACCAGCAGAAAGAGUCACAACAGAAAAGCUUGCAGUCCGUAUACGCCCAACAAUUAAAAUCUGAAACUCGAGUGGGAAAUAAAGUGGAUUUCCGACAACAGUUAUCUCCACCCGUCUAUCAAGAGCAAAGGCAGCAACAAACUCCAUCAGAAAACCUACAGCCUACAAGACUUGAGCACCUAACUCCAACGAUGCACUUUUCGCAGCAAACAACUAUGCAAACUAGGGUGAAUUUGCAACAAGACCCAUACAAAGAUCUGAGAACUACAGCCCAACCAUUAGGUUGGACACUGCAGACUGGAACGGCGCAAUCAUUUGCAAAGCAACUGAAUUCAGUAAAUGAAGACUCUCAGAUGCAAAACUUGGCUGCCAGCAAUGUGCGCCAUGAAGAAGUAAGAAGAAAAUUUGUUCUUGAAACCGGCAGAAGUAAAUUUAAUAGCCAGGCGUUGGACAAUGACAUUUCUGUAAACAAUGAAGAGCAAAGAAUAACGGAUAUUCAGCAACUAUACGAUGAGUUGCAAAUAGAUGAUCCUGAAGUUUUGAAGCAGCUAAAAGAAUCUAUUGCAGCUUUGCUUCCGUACACCAACAAUCCAAAAAACGACAAAAUUCAUAUCGAAGUUCAACGUUAUCCAUCGUCGGAUGACACCCAGUCAACACAACAGCAGCAAUAUAUAAAAUCUUCUAAUGACCAGUCAGUAAGUGAAUUAUUUACUGGAAAUUCACAGGCGAUUUCACCAUCAGGAGUUCACUUACAAAAUUUGUCUGAAUCACCGACAAAGAAGUGUAUGUUACUUAUUGACGAAACAAGUGUUGAAGCUAUGUCAGCGAAGCAGCAAGAGAGCAGUUCUCAAGCAGACCUGAUUAAAUGUAAUGGCCAAUUUACAAAUUCUAGUGAUAAUCCAACUGAAAAAAUACUCCAAGCACCAGAAGUGUUAAGUUCUUACUCAACUCAGCAACUGAGAAUUACCGCCGCAUCGAUGACCAGCACUGCUGUUCCCAACAGAAACACCGUUACAACAAAUUUUGGACUCAAAAAUCAUGAAAUACCUGAAAAAUACAGUUUUAAACCGAAUGAAAUCACGCAGGAACCUCAGGUCUACUUAGUACGCAUGGGUCAUCCAACAGAAAGCUCGAAUAUUUUACAACCAAAUCAAAAAAAACUACAAUUCGUUCCUUCACAGCAGUUAUCCUCAAUUAGCGACAGAAAUGUCAGCAAAGUUUCCGCAGAAGCUGCAGCACAUUACAGACAAUUAUUUCCCGUUGGCGAAUUUCCUGAAAACCAGAGCCUUACAAACAUUAUAUUACUUAAGAAUGACACCGUUACACAGCAAAUGGUACAGACGUCAAACAAUUCUAACCAAACUAGUAUUUCCUAUCCUAAUCCAGUACAUUAUGGAACAAUUUUACGUCAGAACAGCGAAAAUUCUGCUGUCCAGCAAUGUGCACUUAACUGCAUUCAGUCGUGCACUAAUAAAGAAGAAUUAAGUCAGGCCGUAUGUCAGCAGAGCUGCUCUCAGCAGUGCAUCUAUCCACCACAACGACUUUCCACAGUUGGUCAUAACGAUUCUUUGUCGCAGACAACAUUACCUUACAUCCAAAGUUUAUCAGGAAUGAAGGCACAAGUUCCACAAGAGAACCAGCGUAGCUUAGGUACGUCAAGUGCCGCUACUGAAACACAAAUCGAGAUAAAGCAAGACGCCGUUACUGCAGGACAGCAAAUUACUGCAGGAAAGGUGUUCUGUAGUGAUCGUUGUAUGCCAAGUUGUACUCAAGAUUGUCUAUGGAGAAAUGGCAUUGGCAAUCUGGCUGUAGCAAUCUCUUCGGACGCUCAGGCAGCAAACGUCGAAGUACAAGUUCCCAAACAUACCAAAGGAAAUCUUUAUUUGGAUAAUUAUAAUAACGUCGUGGACACCUCGCAACGUACUGUUACGGAAACAACUGUCGAUGGUUUCUCGCCGUUAUAUUCUGAAAGUGGAAAUGAUCAUAGUAGUAAUUUGGGUAAUGACAACCAAGUAACGGGAGGACACCGGAACACUGAUAAAAGUUACAAUAUUUUUCCUGUUUUUAGUGCUUUACCUGGUUCAAAACAGGAUCAGGUAGAGCUAGUUCAUGUUAAACAGAACUCAAAACCUCCGUUAAAGCAAGAAAUAUUUCAAGACGAAGUUUCGACGAAUCAGUCUAGCACAAAAAAUAUGUCACUCAGUAUUUGCGUUUCGCUGUGUAUGCCCGGAUGUGACGUGGGCUGUAUAAACAACGCUACAGAGUUUUCAAAACAAACUGCUACAUUAUCCAUUCCGCUAGACCACUUAGAACAAUCUUCUUCAAAAACAAAUUUAGACCAAAAGCAAUGCGUUGUUGCAUGUGCACCGGCUUGCAGUUCUGACUGUAUUAGCAGGUUUCGUUCAAAUGCAAGUAAUCGUAUAAAUGCAUUGCAAGAUGAUAUGCGUGAAAAUUCAGCGUCUGACAGCAGCUUUCUGCACACUUUUACGAUUAAUUCUUCGAUUAAUUCUCCUAAAGAAGCAUCUUUAAACCCUCUUCAGUUAGUCAACCACGAGCUGAACGGAACUGCAGAUACUAAGUGGAAUUCACGGCAAAAUAUGGUAGUAAGGAAAGGCCGCAUACAAGUGAACAUACCACAUUCAUUCCAGAAGUCGCCAAAUUGCAUACACUUGUGCAAUGAGUCAUGUAUGCAGCAAUGUUUAGAGCAAGAUCAGCCAUAUUAUACUUGUUCGUUAUCGUGCGCUAUGACCUGCAAUAAGAAAUGUAACGAUUUCGAGGACCAGUUAUCUAGCUAUUAA
Messenger RNA from Enterobius vermicularis (human pinworm), 3108 nucleotides. Lineage: Eukaryota; Metazoa; Nematoda; Chromadorea; Rhabditida; Oxyuridae. The record is from the annotation of a GenBank genome assembly.